Molecule: messenger RNA, 837 nt
Organism: Ilex paraguariensis (yerba mate)
Lineage: Eukaryota; Viridiplantae; Streptophyta; Magnoliopsida; Aquifoliales; Aquifoliaceae
Source: the annotation of a GenBank genome assembly
CUGCUCAUAUCUACCGGAUAACCACGGUUCCACCCCCUUGAGUUCUUGAAUUCUCUCUCUGUCUCUCUCGGAUUUGCAACUUCAAUAACAAUGAGAAAACCUUCUUGUGAUAAAAAGGACACUAACAAAGGAGCUUGGUCAAAACAAGAGGACCAAAAACUCAUGGAGUACAUUCACAAACACGGCGAGGGUUGCUGGAAUGCUCUACCUGAGGCUGCAGGUCUACUUCGUUGCGGUAAAAGUUGUAGGCUUAGAUGGCUAAACUAUUUAAGGCCAGACCUUAAAAGAGGCAACUUUGAUGAAGAUGAAGAUGAUCUCAUCAUCCGCCUUCAUGCACUCCUAGGCAAUAGAUGGUCAUUGAUUGCUGGGAGACUGCCAGGACGUACGGACAAUGAAGUGAAGAACUACUGGAAUUUUCAUUUGAAGAAAAAGCUUAUAAACAUGGGUAUCGAUCCUAAUCGUCAUGGUUUAAAUCAUAGUCUUCCUCGCCAAAGUCACGGUGCAUCAACUCGUACAUCAUCCACCUCGAAAAGCCGGGCAUGUCAGACUGUGAACUAUGAUAAUCAGGCAUGCAAUAGUGACACUGUUUUAGAAGAUGAACCGCCAGGGUUGCCUGAUCUGAACCUUGGUGGUCUCAACUUUCCCACCCAUUGAAUUGCCAUUGUUGAAGAGGAGAGAAAACAUGAGCCCGCAGCAUCCCCAACACUUUUAUUUAGCUGAUUAAUUAGUAAUAUGUACUUUGCAGAAUAUUGUUAAUAUGCACAUUUUAUUUUUGUUCUCCACAUAUUAAAAUAGAAAGAGGAAACUUGUAUAAAAAAAAAAUACUAUUAUUUGGAC